Messenger RNA from Daucus carota subsp. sativus, 2094 nucleotides. RefSeq lists its product as uncharacterized. The record is from RefSeq and is a predicted model, not a curated record. The transcript has 6 exons. Bases 49 to 1725 code for a protein of 558 amino acids. NCBI's taxonomy places the organism in Eukaryota, Viridiplantae, Streptophyta, Magnoliopsida, Apiales, Apiaceae.
CGACUCUCUGUCGGCUCUGCAGGUAAAUAAAAGAGACUGUGUGUAUGAAUGAACAGUCUUGCUGCAUUGUGUUGUAUAAAAUAUAUUAACAAUCAUAUCUCUUCGUUACUCUCACCUCUCUGCAUAUUCUCUGUCUCUCUCUUGCUUUCACAGCACCAUCAAAUGGAUUAUGAUAGAAUACAUAAACCCCAGACUGGGAUCAUUUCACCAAGCAAGCUGAGAAUGAAGCUGAUGGGCCAACAGAGAAAGAAAGAAGGAGGAUCAAAUAGUAACUCUGCAAGAACUUCUCCUUCUAAGCUUGAGGAUGCAGAGUUUGUGAGGAAUAGCUUGUUGGCUUCUGAUGUGGAGGAUUUUUAUCAAGAUGUUUCCAAUCUACAAAUUGAGUCGGUGAAACCAGGAGGCUCUGCGGUUUUGGAUUACAGUCAAGGCGAUUACAACCCUUAUCAGCAAAGGGAACAUGGUAAUGGCGGUCGUCUUAAAUUGCAACAAUUCUCAAAAGCGGAUGGUUUAAGUUUGAGUUCAGUUCAUCCGAUGAGAGCAUUGGAAGAUGAUAUUGAUUAUGAUAGUAAUGCAAGUUCAUCUAGCUUUGAAUUUCAAGGGGAAAGAACAGUGAACAAUCCUAUUGGGAGGUCACACUUGAGGCCAAAAUCUUCGAAGUGGAAUGAUGCAGAGAAGUGGAUAAUGAAUAGGCAAGCUAAUCAUUCAAAAAGUAGCAAUGUACAAAGCCAAGCGAUGAGAAUGCAAGUUAAAAAUGGUGUUAAAUUUGCUUCAGAGUCUGCUAGCAGUGACAACAAGUCGGCAGUUAAACGAGUUGAUUUCUGCCAACCUGCAGAACUAAUGAGCAUGGAGAAGUUUUCUUUUAUUUCUCCUGGAGGUCUGCCUACUGGUCAAGGAAACGGGACAAAUCUGCCGAUUGAUCUUUGCCCUCAAAGUAAGGAUCUGGAAGCCGUGGAAUCCAAGAAUUCCUCGUGUAUGACUGCUGCAGGCGACGGAUCAACAGGUCCACCAGUAAUAAGAGCUGUUUCGAUGAGAGACAUGGGAACAGAAAUGACUCCUGUUCCAAGUCAGGAACCUUCAAGGACUGCUACUCCUGUAGGGGCAACGACUCCAAUUCGGAGUCCAACUUCUUCACUCCCAUCCACUCCUCGAGGAGUACCAACUUGCACGCCUGCAGAUUACUUUAGUGAUGCUGAGUUGAAAACUUCGACUAAGGGUGGCACAAAAGAGUUGUCAGAGCAAGAACUGAAACUCAAGACAAGAAAGGAGAUUGUAGCUCUUGGCGUCCAACUUGGUAAGAUGAAUAUCGCUGCCUGGGCAAGUAAAGAUGAGAAAGACAAUAGUGCUGCAGCAGCUGAAAACGCUGAACUGGAGGAACUGCGUAGGAUAGAAUUUGAGAAACGUGCAGAACUAUGGGAAGAAGCUGAAAAAUCUAAGCACAACGCAAGAUUCAAGAGGGAAGCAAUCAAAAUCCAAGCCUGGGAGAGCCAGCAGAAAGCAAAACUUGAUGCCGAGAUGAGGAGAAUCGAGUCCCAAGUCGAACAAAUGAAAGCACAUGCCCAGGCAAAAAUGGUUAAAAAGAUUGCAAUGGCAAGGCAAAGAUCAGAGGAAAAACGCAUUUCAGCUGAAGCUAAGAAGAAUCGCCAAAACGAGAAACUUGCUGCUCAGGCAGACUACAUUCGCCAAACUGGCCGUCUUCCAUCUUAUCCAUAUAUGUGUUGCGGAUAGUCCUACAUAAUUAAGCAGUACUAGACAAGUCUCCGAAUAGCCUACUUGAAUCAUCCGCAUCUCGUGUAAAGAGGAUUGCUUUCAUCUGUUUAAUCUAUCCAUAUAAGUACUCCCCACAAGGUACAAGUUAUAGAUGGGUUGUGUUCUUGAAUUGCUGCACAACAUCCACACACAGAUACUUGUAUGUUCAAGAAUGGAUAGUGUUGUAAAACCCGCGGUCUUGCAGUUGGUUACAGUUUGCCAUGUACAUUUGAAACUUAGACUGAAAUCGAGGUUUUUAUUUCAAGGUUAUUUGAUACACAUUGCCGUUCUGGUUGAAAAAACUGAAAUGUAGCUUUCCCAAUCUAUUUAAAUGGCUUUUAGUUUCAA